Molecule: messenger RNA, 426 nt
Organism: Cinclus cinclus
Lineage: Eukaryota; Metazoa; Chordata; Aves; Passeriformes; Cinclidae
Gene: CDC26
Product: cell division cycle 26
Exons: 2
Coding region: 51-311 (86 amino acids)
Biological process (GO): regulation of mitotic cell cycle; protein K11-linked ubiquitination; anaphase-promoting complex-dependent catabolic process
Cellular component (GO): anaphase-promoting complex
Source: RefSeq, a predicted model, not a curated record
GAGGGCGGGAGCGCUAGGUCCUGUUGCGGGUCGCGGUGUUGCCGGUCGUAAUGCUCCGUCGGAAGCCGACGCGGCUGGAGCUGAAGCUGGAUGACAUCGAGGAAUUCGAAAGUGUCCGGAAGGAGCUGGAGAGCCGUAGGAAGCAACGGGACGAGGUGGAGGCGGCGGCGGGUGGCGAGGAGGCGGCAGCGAUCGGAGCACUGGGCACGGAGCACAAGAGCCGCGAGCAGCUCAUCAGUGACCGCAUCGGGUACAAGCCGCAGCCCAAGGCCGGUGGCCGUACCGCGCACUUCGGCACCUUCGAGUUCUAACGGGGGCUGCCCCGGGACCACGCAAGCCCCAGCCCCGCUCAGCCGGGAGAGCCACGCCGGACGGGCCGAACCGUCCACGCUCUGAGCUGUUACAUUUUUUGGUUAACAUGUCCGC